UUCACCCGCAAAGCUGGUAUGCAAAAGAAACGACAACCUGUAGUAGAACAAGGAACGAACAAUUCUGAAGUUGACUUUGAGUGGAUUCCCAGGGAGAUCCUCAAGCAGAACGAGAAGAAGUCUCCUAAACCAGGCUCACCUCGCAACAAUAACAAUGGUAAAACGAAGAAAACCAACUAG
Molecule: messenger RNA, 180 nt
Organism: Strongylus vulgaris
Lineage: Eukaryota; Metazoa; Nematoda; Chromadorea; Rhabditida; Strongylidae
Source: the annotation of a GenBank genome assembly